CAUUAUUAUUUUUUUUUUAAAACAGAUUUCACCAAGAAGUUAUUUCCAGAAAAGGAUGUUUGUGAAAAAUAUUUGUCUCAAUUUCAGACAGUGGAAAAAAGUGAAACCAACAAUGGGGAUACCAUUUUCAGAGAUGGAUUGCAGAACAAGCGUGAAUUUGAGAGAAAAGAGGAACAUCAGAUGGGAUGCAUUAGUCAAAUGAUAAUCCAAAACCAAAUCUCUCUUCCUCUACAAGAGAAAAUUCAUCCUAGAGAGAAACCAUAUAAAUGUAAGGAAUGUAAGAAGGCCUUUAGACAACAGUCUUACCUUAUUCAACAUAUGAGAAUUCACACUGGUGAGAGACCUUAUAAAUGCAUGGAAUGUGGAAAGGCCUUCUGUCGAGUGGGAGACCUUAGAGUACACCAGACAAUCCAUGCUGGAGAGAGACCCUAUGAAUGUAAAGUAUGUGGGAAGGCCUUUAGACUUCACUAUCACCUUACUGAACAUCAGAGAAUACAUUCUGGUGUGAGACCCUAUGAGUGUAAGGAAUGUGGGAAGACCUUUAGUCGAGUUAGAGACCUCAGAGUACAUCAGACAAUUCAUGCUGGGGAGAAACCCUAUGAAUGUAAAGAAUGUGGGAAGACCUUUAGACUUAAUUAUCAACUUGGUGAACAUCAAAGAAUUCACACUGGUGAGAGGCCCUACGAAUGUAAGGUUUGUGGAAAGACCUUUAGGGUACAACGACAUAUCAGUCAACAUCAGAAAAUCCAUACGGGUGUAAAACCCUUUAAAUGUAAUGAAUGUGGGAAGGCCUUUAGUCAUAGUUCAUACCUUGUCCAACAUCAGAAAAUUCAUACUGGUGAGAAACCCUACAAAUGUAAGGAAUGUGGUAAGUCCUUCAGUUUUUAUGCAGAACGUACUCGACAUCAUAGAAUUCAUACUGGUGAGAAACCCUAUGCAUGUAAAGACUGUGGGAAAGCCUUUCGUCUUCGAACAGAACUUACUCGGCAUCACAGAACUCAUACUGGUGAGAAGCCCUAUGAAUGUAAAGAAUGUGGGAAGGGUUUUAUUUGUGGCUACCAACUUACUUUGCAUCUGAGAACUCAUACUGGUAAUGUUCCUUAUGAAUGUAAGGAAUGUGGGAAAACCUUCAGUAGCCGCUAUCAUCUUACUCAACAUUACAGAAUACAUACUGGUGAGAAACCCUUCCUGUGUAAGGAAUGUGGGAAAGCCUUUCGUCUUCAAGCUGAGCUUACCCGGCAUCUCAGGAUUCAUACUUGCAAGAAACCUUAUGAAUGUAAGGAAUGUGGGAAGGCUUUUAUUCGUAGCAGUCAACUUAUUUCACACCAGCGAAAUCACACUAAUGAGAAUACCUAUGAAUGUCAAGAAUGUGGGAAGAUUUGUAGUCGUCGUUAUAAUCUUAUUCAACAUUAUAAAAUUCAUACUGGUGAAAAACCCUAUGAAUGUAAAGAAUGUGGAAAGUCCUUUCGUUUUCAGACAGAACUUACUCAACAUCACAGAAUUCAUACUGGUGAAAAACCUUAUAAAUGCAAAGAAUGUGGGAAAGCCUUUAUUCGUAGCAAUCAUCUUACUCAACAUUACAGAAUUCAUACUGGUGAGAAACCUUACGAAUGUAAGGAGUGUGGGAAGACCUUUAGUCGUCACUAUCGUCUUACUCAACAUUACAGAAUCCACACUGGUGAGAAACCCUACGCCUGUAGUGAGUGUGGAAAUGCUUUUAUUUGUAGUUAUCAACUUACCUUACAUCAAAGGAUUCACUCUGGUGAGAUUCCAUAUGUAUGUAAGGAGUGCGGGAAGACCUUUAGUCGUCGGUACCAUCUUACUCAGCACUUCAGACUUCAUACUGGUGAGAAGCCUUAUGAGUGUAAGGAAUGUGGGAAUGCCUUUCGCCUUCAAGCAGAACUUACCCGACACUAUGCAGUUCAUACUGGAGAGAAACCUUAUAAAUGUAAGGAGUGUGGGAAGGCCUUUAAUGUCAAUUCAGAACUUACUCGACAUCACAGAAUUCACACUGGUGAAAAGCCUUAUAAGUGUGAAGAGUGUGGGAAGGCCUUUAUUCGUAGUGACCAGCUUACUUUACACCAGAGAAGUCAUACUAGUGAGGAAACACUAUGCAUGAUGUAGAGGAUACAAUGGGUUCUUGUAAAUGCCUUUUACAUCGAGGAUUCGUAAUGUAUUUUUACAUAUUAGGGAAUAUGUAGGAAUCACUUUUGCUUCAUAUUUACAAAUUAUUUUACAAUGUAGGUUUUUAAAGUUUAAAAACCAUAACAUCACUCAGUCUUGGUUCAGGUUUAGCAGAUUGAUUCUGGCACAGUGCAGCUCAAGCCAUUGAGAACUUUUUCCCCCUCACAAGCUGAUGUUGAGCAGUACUUCUGUAAAGUGCAAGAACAUUGGUUUACAGGGGGACGGGGAGGAAAUGGAAAGGAACACUAUAGAAGCUCCAUUUUUCUUAUUUAAAGCCAUAAAUCAUCUGUCAGAUUGCUAUAAAUUUCUAAACGCUUGCUCCCACUGUCUGGCCCUUAACUCAUUGUAGGCCAGAAGCAAACAAUUCGUCCACAUGGUCCACACUUUUAGAACUAGAACAGAAGAUGAUUGUUGAUGAAAUGAGAGUAGGAAGGACUUCAGCCAUAGCACAUCAUUGUUCUAAGUCAUAAGUUCACUUCUGCCUGUGCAGAAGUUGGUAAGACUCUUCCCUUCUGUGCCUCAGUUUUAAAAUGGUAGUAAUAGUAUCUACCUAGUAGUAUUUUUGUGAGGAUGAAAUAAAAAUGGGAACUUUUAGAAGAGUACUUGAGAAAGCAUGUGCUUAAUAUUACUGUUCUUAUUUUGUUAUAUUUAAUUGUAGAUGGACACAAUACCUUUAUUUCUAUGUGGUGCUGAGGAUUGAACCCAGUGCCUCACAAGUGCUAGGCAAGCACACUGCACUGAGCUAUAGGCACAGUCCCUACUAUAUUAUUUUUAUCACUAAUGGUACCAUUAGUAAAUUCACUUAAAAGGAAUACUACAUGGGUGAACUUAAAAACCACACAUUACCUUUCAUUCAAUAAAUGUGAAUAACCAGAUAAAAUCCAGUAAAAGAGAGUGAACUUCUAUUUCCAAAGGCAGAGCUCAUCUUUGAAAAUAGGAAAAAGAAAUCUCUAGAUUUCAUGAAUGUAAAGAUGACAAGAGUAAAGAUUUUAAAGAAUCAGGAAAGCUGUAAUGCCUUUUCAUGACCCAAAAACAAGAUAUGCUAUAAUUUAUAAUUUCUUCCCAUUAAUUGGUAAAUUAGAAGCUACCAAAAGACUACUGUUCAUUCAGAAAAAUUAAGAUAGUAUAGUGACCCCUGGUGUGUCCUCACCAUGUUCAGUAGUAAUUAAUAUAUAAUUUGCUUUAUAUCAAUAUGACAUUUACACCGUCUUUGUUGUAAUAUUUGAAUAUAAAUGGAUGUCAUGACACGUCAACCUUUCAAGAGUAAAAGCUGCCUUCUACUUAAUCACUACAUAGCUUCACAACUAAGGAGAUUAAUUAUUCUAUAAUCUCUAACAUUCGGUCUCUUUUUUCUAUCGUGGAACAGUUCAAGAGUAGCCCUUUUCCCCAAUGUUAUCACAUUGACUUUUUUCAAAGUUUAGGAUAGUUGUGUAGAAUAUUAUAAAUUUUUUUCUCAUUGUUUUUUCAAAAUAUUUUUAAUGUGCUCAUUUAUCCCCACUAUUUCUCACGAAUCGAAGUUAGAAUUAGAAACUCAGUGAGGUUCAGAUUAAAUAAUUUGACAAGAAUACUUAAUAGGUGAUAUUUGUAUUGCAGUUGUAAUCCAUUAGUUGGUGUACAGUGUCACAGCACUACAUUGUCCUUCAUUGAUUCACUUGAUGCAGCAGAUUGUACUUUCCAAAGAGCUCUACACCAGUGCAUCCCGUUCUAUAUGCUAACCUUACAGUGUGAUAUUGCACUCUCCCGUCAAGAGGUAGGAUCCAUGUUCUUGCCUUUGAAUCUGGGCAGGCAGUCCUGUGUUUGUGGCAGAAGUGACACUACAUGAGUCCCAAGACUAACUCACAAUAGGCAAUAUAGCUUCUGACUAAUAUACUUGGGAUGCCAGACCCUAGGAAAGGUCCAGAUAACAGGUUCUGAUUAGAGUCCUGAUUUAUAUUCCAGACAACAGCCCCAUCAGGCACCAGGUAUAUGAGUAUGUACAACCUUUAGAUGAUUCUAACCCUUAGCUUUCAAGCCAGCCCAACUGGUACCAAGUGGAACAGAGACAGCAUUCCUCUGCCUGCCCAAAUUGCAGAUGCAUGAGUGAAAUAAAUAUUGCUUUAAGACACUAAGUUUUGGAACAGUUUGUUACACAGAAAUAGAUAAUUAUCAUAUAAACCAAGCAAUUCAAUUACCAUGUUUCUUUGCUUUGGCACACUUGAAAAUGAUGAACUUUGAAGGUAUGCCCCAACACAUAGAUGCCCUCAGCAAAGGGUGGAGAGACCUACUGGCUCAAGACACUGGAAGAAAUCUUAUAUAAGAUAAAAUAGCUUUUAAAAAGUCACUAAAGACAAAGAGGGACAUUAUUUAAUUGAUAAAAGAGUAAUCCCCUCAGUAAAAUAAAAACAAUUAUGGAUAAAUAUGCCCCUAACAAGACACCACAUACAUGAAACAAAAAUUUGGAGGUAAAAAUAGUUAAUAAGAUGGAGAUUUCAACUCCCUAUUCUCAAUCAUUUAAGGAAAUCCAGCAAGGAUAUAGAAGACUUAACAUUCUUUAAACAAUAUGCUGUAGUCUAUAGGUCAAAAAUUUUAAUGAAGACCUAAGUAUAUUCUCUGAUCACAAUUACAUAUCACUAACUCAGGAAAUUUGGUUAAUUUAAAAAAUAUUUUUGAAUUUCCAAAAACAUUGCUAAGUGAAUCAAAGAACACCAUGUGAACAAAAGGAAAGAAAAUGAACAAUUGGAAAAUAUUUUGAAUGAAUAUGAAAAAAAAAUCAGCUUAUGGGAGAAGUAAUGGGAAGUUGAGUUUGGAAUCAAAAGACUGAGAAAACAGCUA
Molecule: messenger RNA, 4995 nt
Organism: Ictidomys tridecemlineatus (thirteen-lined ground squirrel)
Lineage: Eukaryota; Metazoa; Chordata; Mammalia; Rodentia; Sciuridae
Source: RefSeq, a predicted model, not a curated record